Chanos chanos (milkfish) is the source of this 4192-nucleotide messenger RNA. It is a transcript of the gene cobll1b, whose product is annotated as cordon-bleu WH2 repeat protein-like 1b. The record is from RefSeq and is a predicted model, not a curated record. Gene Ontology annotation, molecular function: actin monomer binding. The transcript has 15 exons. Lineage: Eukaryota; Metazoa; Chordata; Actinopteri; Gonorynchiformes; Chanidae. Bases 1 to 3375 code for a protein of 1124 amino acids.
AUGGAAGACGAUGGGUAUCGGGAUACUCAGCAUUGCCGCCUGCCCUGUACAAGGGAUUACCCUUUCCCUCCCGGACCCAACCCCCCCUCCCCCUCCUCCUCCGUCUCUGCCUCGAGAACCCUCCCCCUAUCACAACCUUUCUCCUCCAUCCAAUCCACACCCACAUCAACCUCCAACCACAAUUUUGUUCAAGAAAUUGGUGUGUCGAUCGGAAGGGCUUUGACAAAUGCCAGUAACAUCGCAGCUGUUCAGAAUACCGUGCCCAAUCUGUUCACAUUAACAAACUUGUUCUACCUGUUAAUCUUUGUGGAUAGUUGCUCAAUAUUAAAGUGCUUGCUGUGGCAAGAUGAAUUAUCAGAGAGGAGAUCGUACAAGACUAAGGCUCCCCCUCCCCCUCCAUCGCUGAGUGUUCUGGAUGGUUCCAGACUCUCCCAGAGACUCCCAGUAUAUCCACCUACUGCAAUGGACCAAAAGGAGAACCUCAUAGACCAAGACCUGACGCUGGUUGUAGUACUCCCUGAAGGAGUAGAGAAAACCACCAUUGUACAUGGCAGUAAAGCCAUGAUGGACCUGCUAGUUAUGCUGUGUGCUAAGUACCACCUGAACCCGUCCUCCCACACCAUUGAGCUGGUCUCUGCUAACAGGAACCACAUCAAGUUCAAGCCUAAUGCUCUGAUAGGAGCACUCGGUGCUGAGAAGAUCCUGCUGAAGGCCAAAGGGGCUGAAGACAAGAACAAGAAAACUGGUCCUCAAAUGCCAGAGGCUACUGUUCGCCUGGUUAUAAACUAUAAAAAGACACAGAAAACUAUCCUCAGAGUCAAUCCGCGAGUCCCUCUUGGAGAACUGCUUCCGGCCAUCUGUGAGAAAUGUGAAUUUGACCCGCAGACGACGGUUUUGUGUCGACAUGUUCACUCAGAGGAUCCACUGGACUUGACACACUCCCUCAAUGACUUUGGUCUGAGAGAGAUCUAUGCGAGGGACACAAAAGUAAUCAGCCCUGUAGAUGUGCCUCCUUCACCAACUCAUUCAGGUCUAAUUUCACCUGGAAAGGACAAAACCCAGAAGGAGAAAGAAAAUAAAGGACUGUUUGGUUUAUUCAAACGCGGAAGUAAAAAGAAAUCUGGUCCGGCUAUGACGGUGAGUGCCCCAGCGUCACCAGUCCACAGGAAGCAGAGACCUCUUAGUAUGAGUGCACUCAGCACCUGUACUCCCACGUAUGAGUCCAACACCAUGCCCUCAGACACCCCGAAAAAGAGACGCGCUCCUCUGCCUCCCACCAUGAUGUCACAGAGUGUGACCUCAGACCUCAGCGACUCCCAGCCCAAGACGCCGGCAGACAGUAACCAGAAUAUUCCUGCUGUAAGUCGGGGCUCUUCUGCCGCAUCUUCUCUGAAGAAGACCAAACGAAAAGCUCCCCCACCUCCCACCUCUCCCACCGUCGCAACCCCAGAGGAGCCUCCGCAGGAGAAGUGCAUGACAGGAUCUGCACCUCCUCUGGAGGAGAUUCAGGAGCAGGAGGAGAUCGUGACCUCUCAGGAGUCCAGUGCCGUGGAGGAGACCCAGGAGGACGACAGCAGCCUUAAUCUGUCCGCCGACAUCUCCAUGGAUUCCGGACACCGGGACUCCUUUCAGGACGCCGAGACGGAAAGCACGUCGCCAUCAGCUGGACCGGAGGAAGAUCUGUCCUGUGAUCUGUCCUCUGAUGGCAAAUUAGCGGAAGACUCUGUCAAACAUGAGGAGCAAGAAGAUCAAACCGCGAGGAGAGAGACUCAGGAUCAGAGCCAGACUGCUGAGAACGCCUCUGCUGACAGCGCUCUGGCCCCUGCUGAGAUAGAAGUUGAUGGAGCAGCCAUAACCAGUACAACUCCAGGACAACUCUGUGAGAGCUCUACGGAUGCGUCGGUCACAACCAGCCACACGUCUCAAACACAAACACUGCAAACAGAGCAGGAAGUAUCAGCUCAGACCAGCCCCAAGCCCUCCUCUGAGACCUCCAUGGAGAAAAGCGACCAGACCACGGAAACGAAGACUCAGACCGGCUCUGACCUUGAGCUUUCAUCCUGUCAGCUCGAAGAGUCUUCCUCCGUUGCGCCCUCCUCCUCCUCUUCCCUGAGCCUGAAAAAAGACAUGGCUACCUCUACAGAGGAACUGAAUAACAUAGUAGCACAGCCAGCUGUACCACAGACAAUCCAAUGCCCGGUAUCAGAACAGACCGUCUCAGCGCCGAAAGGGGCACCGCUGUACAUCACAGAUACUGAGCCAAAACCGAAGCCCUCCAACGAGGUGACCAGGGACUACAUCCCCAAGGUGGGAAUGACCACUUACACCAUUGUGCCUCAGAAAAGUCUGGAGAAGCUGCGUGUCUUUGAGGUGGAGCUGACUCUGGAAGCCCCUCCAACAACUGGCCAACAGGAAGUAAUGACGGAAACGCAGGACUUUACCACGCAAACCAACCAGCCAGCUGUCAAGGUCGAGCAGACGGAGGUGCUCUCGUCUGUGGCUGGGGAAAAACCAGCACUCAGUAAUGGUACCUCCACUCCUCACAGCCUCAAGAGUAACACCUCAUCACCAAUAUCUGCAUCGCCCUCUACCCCUACGUCACCUAUGGGCAGGGAAACCUCUGUUUCAUCCCCCUCUGAACUGAGAUCUCCUGGAGGGCUUGAAGGAGAGAUGAAAGACAAGAAAGUUCCACCAGCCACUAAGCCCAAGCCUGCCUCAUUUCGCCUGCCUCAACAUAAAAGGAUACCUGGGCAUUACGUAACGUCAGCUGCAGCAAAGGGCGAGAUUUCCAGCCCCGUAAGCCCGAGAGAGGUUGUGGGCAGCCCAGUGAGUCCAAAGAGUGAACCUGAACACGGGAAAGAGCUAGAGAGUUUUCCCCCUCCCCCACCACCAGUUAACUGGGACCAGGAUGGAAAUGAAGGUCCUCCAGCGGAAAUGAAAGGGGCGGAUCCUCCAGCCAACAGGCUGAUCCGACAGAUGAGCUUGCCCGUCAGGGAGGUCCCGGUGGCAGGUCUGAGCGUGGAGAAGUUACGGACCUUUGCUGCUCCCAAACCAUACUCACCUGCUACGCCCUCACGCUUCGCCCAGGCGGUGUCCUCUGCUGUUAGAAGAUCUCAGUCCCUGCAUGGACCCAUGAAAGGAUCUCCCCAAAAACUGAAUUUCCCACUCACAGCUCACAGCCCAAUCAGAGAGGCAACACAUGAUCCAGGAAGCACCAUGAUGGACAAUAGUGCAAAAGCAGAGGACAAAAGCAUUGGACUGCAGGGAGCAGAUGACCCGAACUGCAGCCCGGCCAGUGAAGCUCCGGUCCAGACCACAGAGCAGAAAGACCUGACCCAGAACAGCACUCUAUGUGGACUGGAUGGGUCUUGUUAAAACAGAUCAAUCAGACCGCCAUCAGGAGCUGAUGUGUGUGAAGGAAUGUUGCUGAUGUUGAGUGUUCGCCGAAGGCAAAGUGUUAAGGAGAGGAACAGAUGACAUUACCCUGUACAUUCACCAACAUCCACAGUGCCUUCUCGGAGUAGCCUUUAUGUUUAUUACAGCAGGGAAUCCACUUAGACGGAUAUAGUCUCAUACAUUCUGUUACUUAAUUUCUUGUUCUGAAAUGAUUAUAUUAAGAUAUUACAAAUUAUGUUGUGUUUUGGCACACAAGCCAUAUUAAAUGUUGGAUCUUUUGGGGAUAGGUUGUUUCAUGAUUUUCCAUAAAUUAUGUAUAGAUACAGAUUUAAAAAAAAAGGGCUGUUUUAUUUGUAUUUUUUUCUUUUAAGUUAUUAGGCAGAGAAAAUUAAGAUCUCAUUGUAAACCAAUGUGAAAAGGGUACUUAAAGAAUUCAGUUUUCACUCAGUCAGCUGUAAGUGGCCAUACACAUCACAACACGAACAACUAUGUCUCUCCUCUGAAUAAGUUGAUGUCAAUUGUGUAACAGAUGUGUGGUACUUCCCAGAGUAUAAAUACUCAAAUUUCAUAUAAGCAUUAUCUAAUAAUGUGUAUUUAAAUACAUGUUGCAUCAAACCUAUGCUGUAAUUAUGUACAUACACAAAAGCAGUUCAAGGCACCACUAAUAUUACGUGAGACCUUGUCAACUAAGCUGUUCCCAAGAGAGAAGACACUGGUAUGCUUAUGGGUAUGGAGAAAUCUGCUGUAAUGUUUGUAAAAGAUGAUUUCACAUCUGUCUAUUAAAAUAUCACUUCAA